GCCAGCAAGCAUUAGAGGCUCAUUUAUUAAUAUCGCGCCAUCUUCCCCCUGCGCUUCCAAGUUCCACUUCCAUUCUAUUAUUAUUGCUUCUAGCUCUCCAUCUCCCCACAAGGCUCAAAAGCCAUACAAAGACAGAAUAACCAACCCAAAUUCUCAAAUAUAUGCAUCCCCACCGAGCGAGCAAGCGAGUGAGAGUUGUGCUUAAUUAGUGGCUGCAGUUGUUCUGCAUUGCCGUCGUUCAUGGCGAACGGGUGGUGGGUGAGAUCGUUACAGUGCAAAUUAAGAGCCUUAGACGACGUCGUUCCCCACAGCCACGCAAACUCGAAGCUGCUUCCCCUCUUACCCGCAUCCUCCGGUUGCAGAAAGAGCGCUCAGAGCCUAAAAGAUGUCGUCCAAACCGCCAACCAGAAUCAGAUCAACCCUAGAAGAAGGAAGCACAAACACAAACGCCCGCUUCCACGACCGACCUCCAUCCAACCCGAACCCGACUCCCACCCCACCACACGCCGCUCCCGUGUCCCGGAUCCAACCUUUCCGGCGCUCUCCGAGCUCCCGGGCGGCCACCCUUCCCGCAACGUCGUGGAGAUCAUCUUCCACACCAGCUGGUCCCCCAAGGCGUUUUCCGGUCGGAUCGAGAUGGUCUUCAAGGUCGAGAACCUGCCCCGGACAGUCGCCCGGUUCGAGGAGUACCGGGGGAUGGUGAAGUCCCAGGCGGGUGGUGGCGACGGCGGCGAAGACCAGGCCCGGUGUGUGGCGGACGGGAACGAGGUGAUGAGGUUCUUCUGCUUGGGCCCGACGGCCGGCGGCCAGGGGUACGAGUGCGGUGGGGGGUGGGCGUUGCAGUCCGGGAAGGCGGGGAUUUGCACGUUCUCCGGCAGCGGCGAAGCCCACGAGAGCGCCGGCGGGGGGAGGGGCCGCCGGGCCAUGCUGGUGUGCCGGGUCAUUGCGGGUAGGGUGCUGAAGGGGCUGGGGUUGGAGGGACGAGUCGGGUUUAACUCGGUGAGUGGGGAGAAUGGCGAGUUACUGGUGUUUGAUUCACGCGCGGUUUUGCCUUGCUUUCUUAUCAUCUACAAGUUGUAAAAAACGUAAAUUACGGAUUGGCUGUAGUCAAAGUGAAAGCGAAAGCGAAAGCGAAAGCGAACAUCUCCUCCUAAUUUGCAAUUUGCAUUGCAUUUACCAAAUCCAAUUUCUUUUUUCCUUUUUGUCUGUGUGCUUAGUGUUUACACCAAAUUGGUAUCACAAAUCUUAUUUCUCACAUUUUAUUUUUUCUUUUCAGUCCAAAUAUUUAAAUAUAUUUUCACAAUCAAAGGGGAGAUCG
Messenger RNA from Diospyros lotus (date-plum), 1318 nucleotides. RefSeq lists its product as uncharacterized. The coding region runs from base 241 to 1080 and encodes 279 amino acids. The transcript has a single exon. NCBI's taxonomy places the organism in Eukaryota, Viridiplantae, Streptophyta, Magnoliopsida, Ericales, Ebenaceae. The record is from RefSeq and is a predicted model, not a curated record.